ACACACACACACACACACACACACACACACACACACACACACACACCCUCACCAAGGAAAUGACACAUUUUUUAAGCAAAUUGUUCUGAGGCAAAGCUCUGACCGCGGAUGUCCAUUAGACAUCCAUUACGCACCAAGUGGCAGAUGAAAGGCUGACAUGUGAUUGAUCARUACAGCUCGUUGUCAGUAAUAAUCUGGGCGAGGUCAAAAACACACGGCUGUUUAUUCUUCAGUCUCACUCAGGAGCUCAGCAAGGACGGAGGAGCUGCUACUGAUGGAGGUAAGAACUGCUGACAUCUUCAGAAAAUUCUUGAUUUUACUUUAAACGCAGCCUGACACGUUUGUAAUGGCAGGAAAACAGUGCAUUUAAUGUUUAAAUAUUGAAAAAAAAUGUUUUUGUGUAAGAUGGGAAUGAGUUUUUAUUGUUUGCUGCAGGCCUCAAAGGAAGCGAUGUCUGACUUGGAGAGUGGUAUGGCCACUAUUGUUAAGGUUUUCCAUAAAUACUCUGGUCAUAAGUGUAAACUGAGGAAAGCAGAGCUUAAAGAGCUCAUCAACAAUGAGAUGAAUCAUUUCAUCAUGAAAAUCCAUGAGAAUGAGAUUCUGGAUCAGCUGUUUUCUGACCUCGACCAGAACGGAGAUCUGGAGAUCGACUUCCAGGAGUUCGUCACCCUGAUCGCCAUGGUCACCUCGGCGUGCCAUGAGUUCUUCUCCCCGAGCCACCACGAUAAUUAAUCAGCUGCAUGUUUAAAAUGUGAGGAAGACAGAAACAGCUUGCUUUUGGUUGAUCUUUUCGGCUGUGUGAGGGAUUUUUGUGAGAACUGAACCUUGAUGGGUCGCUGAAUCAACUUAUUCAUUCAUUUAAUCAUUUUCCAUGGCUCCCCUUCAUCAGGUUGGAGGGCCACAGCCUGUCCCAUUUACUGAAUAAAAUAAAUGUUCAGGGUUCCUAAAGCGUGGUACAAAAGUUUUUUUGGUACACAAAGAAGAAACUUUGAUAUAAUCCCAUGCAUAAAAUCAGCUGAAAUAUUAUUGUUUAAGAUAAACUGAGUAACGUUUUAAAGUUUUGCUGGAACAUUUUAUUUAUGCUGUUAGCAUGUAGUUGUGUGCUUUAUGUACUUGUACUGUAGGUGUGUAUAGUUUAAGUAGUGUGUAUGUAUAUUCAGAAAUUUUAUAGGAACUUUUUUUUUAUCAGCCAUGAUGGCUGUACCUGAGAAACUCGACAACAGCAACCUGCAACUUGUGCUACAACAUCUGUGCUGACGUAUAAUUUACAUUUUGAAUGCCCAAAAUAGAAUUAAAAAAUGACUAAAAUACACAAAGUGUUGUGGAAGCAUUAUGUGAAGUGUGCCUCUCUGUUUAAGCUGGUUCUUUAAUGCAGUUUACAAAUUCAAGUCAGAGACUUCAGGGUUUUCUGAGAAUUUUUGAAGUGGUCUGUUGAAUUGUUUUCAACAGACCACUAUGUCUUCUGCUAAAGUAAUCUAUUUUUCUAACCUCAUUACAACCAUUAGGCACAAUUCUAAAGUUCUAAUUAACACUGUGUCACAACUCACUGAGGGCAAAUUAACCACGUGUAAUUCUUGUUUAACAGCUCAUGAUUUUCUGAUGUUCGUUCCUGAUCGAGCUGAUACACUGAGAAGUCAGAUGACUCACUCCACAAGUGGUUCAUCUGACUGUCUUGUUGCUCCACCUGCUGUUAUCGCCCAAGGGUUUUCUCAUUUUGAGCCUAUUUCUCUGUCAAGUUUAACUAAGGUUGUCAACACAGCUUGAUGCACAACCUGUCCUUUAGAUCUUUACCUGCUUGGGCUAUUAAGGACUUAGGUCUUAGGACCUUCCAUUUUGGUUUUACUAAAUACUUCUUUGACUACUGGAGUUUUCCCUGCUUGUUUUAAAUCAGCUAUGGUAGUAUCCAUCUUAAAGAAGCCUGGGCUGGAUAUUGACUCUGUUGCUAAUUAUAGACCCAUAUUUCAACUAUCUUUGGUCCUUGAAAAGGUUGUCUCCCAGCAGCUAAUUAGUUAUCUGUCUGCUAAUAAUUUGUUUGAGUCAUCAGUCUGCUUUUAGAUCUAACCACUCAACUGAAACUGCUUUAACUAAAGUGGUCAAUGAUCUACUGAUAAAUGCUGACAAUAACUGUCCCUCAGCAGCACUAUUGUUGUUAGACCAAAGUGCUGUGUUUGACACUGUGGGUCACUGUAUUUUAUUGGAUAGACUUGAACACUUUACUGGAAUCACGGGAAAAGUACUUUCAUGACUGAAAUCGAAUUUGUCUGGGAGAUCUCUGACUGUUACUUUCAAUAAUGAGCUGUCUGCGACCGGCGCUGUGAAGCACGGGGUUCCUCAAGGUUCUGUGCUCGGCUCCCUGCUCUUCUCACUUUAUCUUUUGCCUAUUGGUCUUCUCCUGCAUUCAUUUAAAGUAACUUUUCACUGUUAUGCUGACGAUCUACAGAUGCCCUUCUCUGUUGGAAACUGUGUCAACUUGAUUAAGCUGGAGGCCUGUUUAUCAGCAAUUAGGGGUUGGCUAUCUAACAAUUUUCUGCUUCUCAAUAUUGACAAGACUGAUUUAAUGGUUAUUGGACCUCAGAAGUCACAUGGCUUGUCCCAGGUUUUUACACUGAAAAUUGACAAUCAGGUCAUCAACUGUCGGGAAAACGUCAGAAACCUGGGUGUGUGGUUCGAUCCUGUGCUUUCUUUUGAGUUUCACUUAAAGGAAGUUACAAGAUCUGCCUUUUAUCAUCUUAGGAACAUCGCCAAAAUCCGACACUUUCUUUUAUUUUAGUAAUUAUGCUACAAUCUGGCUCAUUUACAGUCUAUACAGAAGUAUAAGAAUGUUCAUUAAUGUGCACUGUCCUGAUUAAAUAAAUAAACAAAUAAUAUUUGAUAA
Molecule: messenger RNA, 2875 nt
Organism: Austrofundulus limnaeus
Lineage: Eukaryota; Metazoa; Chordata; Actinopteri; Cyprinodontiformes; Rivulidae
Product: protein S100-B
Exons: 2
Coding region: 391-732 (113 amino acids)
Biological process (GO): positive regulation of canonical NF-kappaB signal transduction; positive regulation of cell population proliferation
Cellular component (GO): nucleus; cytoplasm
Molecular function (GO): calcium ion binding; RAGE receptor binding; transition metal ion binding
Source: RefSeq, a predicted model, not a curated record